CUGCUGCUCCUGUCCUCUGUCACCCAGGGUCCCCAGCUCAGCAAGGCUGAGCGAGGGACUGGCAAGCCACAGUUAUCUCCAUUCUCACCACUUGGAUUUCUUGGGCUGCAGGCAAUGCUGCCCACCAAAUCCUAGGCUGUCCCCCUCUGCUUUAACUCUCUUUGUAACUCUGCUGUCAUGCUGUCCUUUUUUGCUGCUGAGGACAGGCCUGUUUUCAUCUCCCCUCUCUGAUGUCUUUGCUUGCUUGAUGGCUUCACUCAGCCCACUCUUCCCUCAUGCAAGAAGACCAUGCAAGACCUCCAGCAUGGAGCAUGAGAGGAACACCAGCUGAGAGCAUGAGAUGUUCUCCUGGCUGGGGAAAAAUUUGAAAUCUUCAACCUGGAUAUGAAGACUGGGGAUACCCUGAAGCUCAAGGGCAAGAUAUCUGAUGAUGCUGACAACUUCAGCAUCAAUCUCGGCAACAGCUCCUCGGAUCUGGGAUUUCACUUCAAUCCCCGCUUCAAUGAGUCUGUCAUUGUCUGCAACUCCAAGUGCUCCAAAGCCUGGCAGGCGGAGCAGCGUGAUAACCACUUCUGUUUCUCCAAGGGCUCCAUUGUCAAGAUCAUCGUUGAAAUGAUGGCAGACAAAUUCCGAGUGAAACUACCAGAUGGGCAUGAAGUGGAAUUCCCCAACCGGCACUCCUACAGCAAGAUCAGCUACUUGAGUGUCAAUGGAGACUUCAGGGUCACCUCCUUCAAGCUGGAGUAAUGGGUGCAGCUUCUUAGCUCUAAUAAAAACUCAAGCAGUGGGAGACUGCUUGCUCCAGCUGCUUUGGCUUCUGUGAGA
Messenger RNA from Phalacrocorax carbo (great cormorant), 825 nucleotides. The record is from RefSeq and is a predicted model, not a curated record. NCBI's taxonomy places the organism in Eukaryota, Metazoa, Chordata, Aves, Suliformes, Phalacrocoracidae.